AUGAAAAAAUAUUAUAAUAAAUUUAUUUUUUUUAUUUUUACUAUUAUUAUAAUAAUAAAAUUAGUAAAUUCUAAUUUUCAAGAAGAUGAACCAAAUUAUAUAGAUAAAUAUAUAGAAAAUGAUAAUCUUGGAAAUAAAAAUAAAGAUAACAAUGAAAAAACACUUUUUGAAAAAAUAAAAAAUGAAUUGUUAAAAAAAAAAGAUGAUAGUCCAGAAGAUUAUGAUGAUGAAAAUCUUGAAAAUGGACGAACAUCAACUUUAAUCAAAAAAACAUUUUCUGAUGGAAAAACAUUUAAUUGUCAAAGGGUUAAAAAAGAAUUUUAUACUGGAUAUAAGUCAGAAAAAAUUAAUCCUGAAGAUAUAAGUAUUGUUGCAGCUAUGGGUGAUUCUCUUUCAACUGGAAUGGGAUUGUGGCAAAAUCUUAAAAUUGAAUUUAGAGGAGCAGUUUUUACUGUUGGUGGUGAUUCAUAUUUAGAAGGACUUGUUACAAUACCAUCAAUAUUACAAUUAUUUAAUCAAAAUUUAAUGGGUGAAUCACAUGGUAUGGGAGAUUUAGAUCAUUUACCAAUACAUCAAUUUAAUGUUGCUGUUAGUGGUUCACAAACUGAUGAUUUAGAAAGUCAGGCUAAUAAUUUAGUUUCAAGACUUUAUAAAACUUUUAGUCGAAAUGAUCUUGAACAUAAAUGGAUUCUUAUUUUUAUUACUAUAGGUACCGAAGAAACAUGUUAUCAUUGUGAUCCACCCUCUAUUGCACAUAUCAGAAAAUCUGUUAAAAUUCUUAGAAAACAAUUACCUAAAAUUUUUGUCGUUCUUAUUGGACCAUUAUUUGUUGCCUCAACAAUCAAACCACAAUUUAAUAUAUUAAAAAGUAGAUGCCCAUGUUUAAAAAAAAUGAGUAUGAUAAAUUAUGAAAUAUUACUUAAAAAAUGGAUUGAUAGUUUUGAAACAUUUGAACGAGAUACUGCAAUGUUAAAAUUUAAAAACUUUGGUCUUGUUGGUAUUCCAAAAUUGGAAUUGAUUAGUAAUAAACCAGAGUAUUACCUUUUAAAAGGUCAACCACUUUUAAAUAGAAGAGGACACUCAUAUGCAGCUAAAUGGUUAUGGAAUCGUUUGAUAGCUGGUAAAAGUUAUAAUACAACUUUUAGAUCAAUUGAAAAAGAUUCAUAUUUUUGUCCACCAAUGGAAUGUCCAUACUUUAAGGUUAUGGCAAAUGAAAUUGAAUGUAAAGUUGAGACAAUUAAAGAACAUGAAGCACAUAUUGAAGAUGCCAAAAAAAGAUUUAGAGAUGAAAAUGAUACAUUUAAUAAUUGGCAUCAAUCUAAACAUUUAACAAGAACACAAAAAAUGAUUAGAGAUAAUAUUAUAGUUAUAGUAUUAGCUAUUAUAUUUUUAUGUUUCAUGAUCGUUUUAGCUGUUGGAAGGCACAUAUAUAUCAAUCAAAAUACAAGAUUAUCAUAA
Molecule: messenger RNA, 1458 nt
Organism: Strongyloides ratti
Lineage: Eukaryota; Metazoa; Nematoda; Chromadorea; Rhabditida; Strongyloididae
Product: Lipase, GDSL domain and SGNH hydrolase-type esterase domain-containing protein
Exons: 3
Coding region: 1-1458 (485 amino acids)
Biological process (GO): phospholipid metabolic process
Molecular function (GO): glycerophospholipase activity
Source: RefSeq, a predicted model, not a curated record